AGUCCCCCCCCAGCGCCGCCGCCGCCGAGAGGAGGCCGGCGCAGCGCAGCCGACACCAACACUAGGCUCCGAGCGCCCGACGGCGUUCGCCGGGACGGAUCCGCGCAGGACACCGAGCCACGCUGGGCCACCGGGCGGGUGGAUACCGAGCGGGGCGCGGCGCGCUGCAGCACCCCCCGCAGGGUCUCACGACCACCCACUCCUUGGGAAGGGACUCCCCCCACACGCCCUUCGCUGGGCUGUGCACACCGCCUGAGAGCAAAACACACUUGCUGUCAGGGCGCAGACACACAACAUGGCAGAUUCACAAUCAGCCCCAGUGGGACCCACAGACGUAGGGGCAGCACACUGACAGGGACAGCCCUGGACACACACACGCACUCCCAAGGAAUGUUCAGGGACCCACACCAGGCCACCGGCAAGGAAGGCCCCAGCGCUACACCACUGGCACACAUCAUUGACCACCAGCACAGAUGAACAUGCAGCUUGGGACUUUUGUCCCCACCAAUAGAAAUAUCCACAUUUAUAUACUUGUGCAUAAAUGCAGAGCCGUUGGUGUGGGCCUCCUUGGACAGCACCAACAAAACACCAGGUGGAAGCACACAGAAGAAACACAUUUCUGAAACUCCGCAGGGACAAUGGGAAGGACUCCUCCCUUGGUGUUGGAAAAUUAAAAACUCAGGAGGAGUCAGAGGAGCCAGCUGUCAGAGCCCCUUUCCUUAAGACCUUUCUGAAUCAAAGCAAAACAUAAAUAAACAAUUUAAAGCCACAGAGCUAGUCAUAAGGAGAAAAAAAAUCAGACAAAUUUUGGAGUCAUGGAGACAUAAAUAUAAAACAUGGAGAGUUGGAAUCAAUGAGAAAAUAGGCCCACCACCACCUGAGGAAGGUUCCAGGGAAGAACCCCACCCCCACUCCAACCAGGUCACAAUGGCUGGAGCUCUGAGGGGCCCAGGCCCCCAGAGCCAGGAGGAGAGGAGGAAGUCCAAGGAAAGAUGGCUGGCAGUCACCCCUACUUCAACCUGCCCGACUUCACCCAGCCAUCGCCGCCCUCCACUCCGCCCAGCCUCCCCUCGCACCAGCGCUGCUGCCGGCCCUCCGAUGCCACCAAGGGCCUGCUCGUGGCCCUGCUGGGUGGGGGCCUGCCCGCUGGCUUCGUGGGCCCCUUCUCCCGUAUGGCUUACCAGGCUUCCCACUUUCCCUCACUGGAGCUGCUCAUCUGCCGAUGCCUCUUUCAUCUCCCCAUUGCCCUGCUACUUAAACUGCGUGGCGACCCACUGUUGGGACCUCCUGAUGUCCGAGGCCGGGCCUGCCUCCACGCCCUGCUCAACGUCCUCAGCAUUGGAUGUGCCUACAGUGCUGUUCAGGUGGUGCCUGCUGGCAAUGCUGCCACAGUUCGCAAAGGCUCUUCCACUGUCUGCUCUGCUCUCCUUGCCCUCUGCCUCGAGAGCCAGGGUCUCAGCGGCUACGACUGGUGUGGACUGUUGGGCAGCACCCUGGGACUAAUCAUCAUUGUGGGACCUGGACUAGGGACACUGCAGGAGGGGACCACGGGCCUCUACACUGCUCUGGGCUAUGUACUGGCUUUCCUGGGAGGCCUGGCACUGUCGCUGGGGCUUCUGGUCUAUCGUUCCCUGCACUUCCCCUCCUGCCUGCCGACAGUGGCCUUCCUAUUUGGCUUGGUGGGGCUGCUGGGUUCUGUGCCAGGCCUUUUUGUGCUGCAGACCCCUGUGCUGCCUAAUGACCCUCUGAGUUGGAGUUGUGUGGGGGCAGUGGGGAUCCUUGCAUUGGUCUCCUUUGUGUGUGUGAGCUAUGCAGUCACCAAGGCCCACCCUGCCCUGGUGUGUGCUGUCCUGCACUCUGAGGUGGUGGUGGCCCUGAUGCUGCAGUAUUACGUGCUCUAUGAGACUGUGGCACCUUCUGACAUCAUGGGGGCAGGGGUUGUGUUGGGCAGCAUUGCCAUCAUCACGGCCCAGAACCUCAGCUGUGAGAAGGAAGGGCAGGUGGAGGAGUGACAUCAAAUUUGAGAGCCUGGGGGUUGGGGGGGCAGGGGUAAAUAGAGAGACUGAAAUACAAACAUGGGCAAAUCAGUGACUGGAAAAGAACUGGUGUGGGAGAGGGACACCUCUUGGAGUCAAGGGUGACUUGGGGAGAUGGUGGAGAGAGAGGGAGUACAUGGAAGACCUGGAAACAAGCCCGGGGACCAAGGGAUGUAGAGUCUAGGCCAGGUCCUAGGAAUCAGGUCUUAACUAAGGGAUAAAGUCUGAGGAGCAGAUCCAAGGGGCAGAGGCAGGCAGGCUGUGGGCCAUGGGGAGGACUUCCCUCAGCAGCAGAGAGAAGAGCAUUGGGGCUGGAGUGUUCCCAGGUGUUAGGGCGAAGACAGAGCAAGCAGCUGCACUGGGGGAGGGGAUUCCCGCUGGGCCAAGGUUUCCUUUCCUCGUGGUUGUGCCCCACCUUGGGGUGGUAAUGUGACAUUGACAUCAAACAAGGAUUACUCUGAAUGUG
Molecule: messenger RNA, 2502 nt
Organism: Microcebus murinus (gray mouse lemur)
Lineage: Eukaryota; Metazoa; Chordata; Mammalia; Primates; Cheirogaleidae
Gene: SLC35G6
Product: solute carrier family 35 member G6
Cellular component (GO): membrane
Source: RefSeq, a predicted model, not a curated record